This is a messenger RNA of Leucoraja erinaceus (little skate), 2660 nucleotides long. It is a transcript of the gene aasdhppt, whose product is annotated as aminoadipate-semialdehyde dehydrogenase-phosphopantetheinyl transferase. Bases 68 to 1000 code for a protein of 310 amino acids. Gene Ontology annotation, cellular component: cytosol. The transcript has 6 exons. The record is from RefSeq and is a predicted model, not a curated record. NCBI's taxonomy places the organism in Eukaryota, Metazoa, Chordata, Chondrichthyes, Rajiformes, Rajidae. Gene Ontology annotation, molecular function: magnesium ion binding; holo-[acyl-carrier-protein] synthase activity.
GAAUAGUGGUGGGAGGGCGGGCGGCUGCGGGGCAAAUGUCCGGCCACUCCUGUCGGCUAAAGGGGGCAUGAAACUGUGGAAGGAGGCGGCAGGGCUCGGCUGCAAGAUGGAGGGCGUGCGUUGGGCUUUCGGUUGCGGCCCCUGGCGGCCUCGCUGCUCCGAGUGGCUGCUGGCGGCUCGCUGUGUGCAGGACGAGGAGAGGGAGCGCAUCGGCCGCUUUAUCUUCGCCAAAGACGCCAAGGCCGCCAUGAGUGGACGACUCAUGAUCAGGAAGUUAAUUGCUGAAAAGAUGAAGAUUCCCUGGAAUGAAAUCCAGCUAAAACGGACUAUUAAAGGAAAACCGUUUCUUGCCAAUCCUGUCCUCAACAUCAUCCCAAAUCUUAACUUUAAUAUUUCACAUCAAGGAGAUUAUACUGUUUUGGCAGCAGAACCUAUUUUGCAAGUUGGUGUAGAUAUCAUGAAGACUGACUUUCCAGGUAGCACCUCUGUUGCAGAAUUUUUCCGAAUUAUGAAAAGACAAUUCACAGAUCAUGAAUGGAAUACAAUCCAUACAGCAGGUGAUGAAUGGGAAAAACUGGACAUAUUUUACAGAUACUGGGCUCUGAAAGAAAGCUUUAUAAAGGCGGUAGGCAUUGGCGUUGGAUUUGAUCUGCAGAGAAUUGAAUUCCAUGUCUCGCCAUUACAUUUGCAAGAAGGGCAUGUUCAUAAGGAGACAAUAAUGUUUUUGGAUGGAGAAGAGGAAAAAACCUGGGCGUUUGAGGAAACUAUGCUGGAUGAUCGUCAUCAUGUUGCUGUUGCACUUGGUAAACAAGACACCAUUGGCAAAUACCCAGGAGAGGUACAAGAGAAUAUCAAUGAGGAACCAUCCCAGUUCAUACUGUUGACAUAUCAGGAUCUAACCUCAUCAGCUAUUACUAUGGCUCCAGAAGAUCCAAUGUACUGGAGAAACUUUGAAGCCAAAGAAGAGAAACCAAGUCGCCAGCGUAAGAUGCCAGUAUAGCUUGGUGCUGCUUGAAGCAGAAUAGUAGUGGAAACCCCGGUAAUAACGAUGACAGAAACUGGACAGUAAACGGAGGCACUUGCAAUCUAUUUACCUCUUUUCCUCAGGAUGAGUGAGAGAAAACCUUGUACUGAAUGUUUGAUGUGCACUCUGGGUUUAGUCAAAGCCAUUGGUUUUACACUACUGAUUCAUAGACACACUGAUAGGUUGAGAUGAUUUAAAAACACGCAUUAUGCUUUUCAAUUAAGUAUUUCACAACAGAAUAAAUAUAUGUAGGUAAACUAUUGUUUCUCGUGAUUCAUGAAAUGAAUCCACAAUGUUGAAAUACUAAAAGCCUUCAAGGUUUAAGGAUAUGUUCUGAAGAGUAUUUUUCUCCAGCUAACCAUGUUCCAUUGGAAAUGUCUGAGUUUUAGAUUAAGAGUAGGAAUGGCUGAAAAGAUGCCACACUAUUAAACAAAAUGAGAUUGCAUUUUUAAUGGAUAAUGUACUGACCAGGACCGAUAAAUAUACAGAAAUCUAGGAAUAAAUGGGACAUUUUAAAGUUGUGACUAUUGGGGUGUUGCAGGGAUUGAUGCAGCAUCCCAAGCUGUUCAUAAUCUGGAUGAGUGAAACCAGUGUGAUGUAUCCAUGUUUGCUGACAAUGCAGGAAGACUGCAGGUAGGCUUCAGUUGGAUGUAGAAAGGUGGAUAAAUGGGAAAGAACAUGAGAACAAGAAGGACGAGGGGGGACUCACUGAAAAUUACCGACUGGUGAAAUGCCUGGAUAGAGUGGAUGUGGAGAAGACGUUUCCACUAGUGGGAGAGUCUUGGACCAGAGGUCAUAGCCUCAGAAUAAAAGGACGUAUCUUUAGAAAGGAGAAGAGGGAUGUAUUUAGCCAGAGGGUGGCGAAUCUGUGGAAUUCAUUACCACAGAAGGCUGUGGAGGUCAAGUCAUUGUGUAUUUUUAAUUUGACAGAUUCUAGAUUAGUAUGGGUGUCAGGAGUUAUGGGGAGAACCCAGGAGAAUGGAGUUGAAGGGGAAUGAUAGAUUAGCCGUAUUUGAAAUGUACAGUGGAGUACAGUUGAUAGGCCGAAUGGCUUAAUUCUGCUCCUAGAACAUGAAAUGAAAAGGUAAAAUGUGAGGUUGGUAGAAAAGAUAGAAACAAGGAUCCUUGAACAGGAUUGGAGUACAAGAGUCGGGCGUCUUGUUCCAAUUAUGUAGAGCUCUGGAGAAACCUGUAUUGUGUACAGGUCUGGGCUCCCUUCCUAAAGCAGAAUAUACACAGAGUGCAGCAAAAGUUCACCCGAUUGCUGAAAUACCAAGUUUGUUGUAUUAGGGGAGACGACACAGGCAAGACUGAUUUGAGUUCAGAAAAAUGAAAGUGAUCUAAUUGAAAUACAAAAUUAAUUAAGUGCUUGACAAAAAUGAUGUUUCCCUGGAUGGGGUAUCUGGAACCAGCUGUCGUAUCUCAAAAUCAGAGAUUGGCCACUCAACUGAAAUAAGAGAUUUUCGGAGCGUGGAAUUUUCAGCAUUAGAGAGGGUUGACUGGAUUAUUGCUGGAAUCUGCUGUGUUCUUAUUCCAUCAACAUUAUUGUUUUAUAUGCACUGCCCCUAUAUUUGGAAUAUAAUUAUAUACUUGCCAUUUUUGUAAAAAUCCCUAAUAAAUGGCACAUUUUCACUAA